This is a messenger RNA of Nilaparvata lugens (brown planthopper), 1664 nucleotides long. RefSeq lists its product as uncharacterized. The record is from RefSeq and is a predicted model, not a curated record. The coding region runs from base 663 to 1496 and encodes 277 amino acids. NCBI's taxonomy places the organism in Eukaryota, Metazoa, Arthropoda, Insecta, Hemiptera, Delphacidae. The transcript is spliced from 5 exons.
UUUUCAAUUUUAGACUAGAGAUGUGUCGUUCGGUCAUGACCCGUUCGAAUUGAACGGGUCAUUAAGGUGAACGAGUGAUCCGGAUCACAUUUAUUCAAAAAACCCGUUCAUUUGACUCGUUCAUCAACUGGGGUAAACCCCUGUUUUUACUGUCUUUACACAUUACUGGUUACACAUCAACUUUUUACACUCUUUACACAUCACUGCCGCGAACGGGUCGCGGCAGUGAACGUGAACGACUGACCCGAAUCAGUAAAGUGAUCCGAACUUCCCAUCUCUAGAUGACAGUAAGUUAGUCCACCAAACAUGGCGGCCAUCUUGUUUGUAUGCUCAGGUCCGGUAUUUAGGAGGUCCUGGGUUAACAGAAUGAGAAAGCGGCACGCCACACGCAACGUCUUAUAUCGACGUACGAUUUGACCUUGGUUUUGCUUGUGCGGUAAAACGAUGCGCAGUAUAGCUGGACCGAAAAGUAACUAGCAAUGACUACGACAAGUCGGUCGACCUACCAAGUCGGUUUCAGCCCAGCCAACUUAGUUUGAACAGUUUUCGUUAGGCCUUCUACGUGCAGUGUCAGAGGUAAUAUUUUACAAAUUAUAUCAGAGUUAUCAGGUGAAGUUGACAAACCAAAAGAUAGGUACGGUACCUAAUAAACUGAAAACAAUAUGUCUGAUUUACGACAUUGUACCCGCGACUUCAUUCUGGAAUUAAUUGACUUAUACCACAGUUACCCCUGUCUAUGGAAUGUGCAGAUUAAAGAUUACACAAGCCGACAGAAGAAAAAGGACGCUUAUGAUGUGCUUGUGAAAAAGUACAGGGAAGUUGAACCCAAAGCCAAUAGGGACACUAUCAUCAAAAAAAUAAACUCUCUACGAACUGUGUAUCGGAAGGAGCUGAAUAAAGUGAUCAAAUCUCAACAGGAAGGGAGAGAAGUGUAUAAACCAAGUCUGUAUUACUAUGAUAGACUAUCCUUUUUGACCGACGUGCACAUGCCAUCCAAAUUGUUGAGUUCGUCAUCUAACAAUGAUGAUGCAGACGCUGAAACAAAAAGUGAGAAUAUCGGAAGCAUCAGUGGAGAUCAUGAUGACUGGUUCAAUAAUAAAUCAUUAGAACAUAAUAGCCGAUCAAGUACACCAUCAACAACUCAUGAAGAACCACACUCUCCUAUAGAAUUGUGUAUGGACUCAUCAUUCCCAACAACGACUUCUCACGUGAACCAGUCAAAUAAGAGGCAAAAAUUUAGCGACCCCGACGAGAUGCCAGGGAUACGAGAGAAGAGAGAAUUGCUACGCCAGAAUGAUGAUGAAUUCGACGAUUUCGCGAGGCACAUAGCCAACAAGUUGCGUGGCUUGGAAAAAAAGCAAAAUAUUUUCGCACAAAAGUUAAUUAAUGAUGUCGUGUUUGAAGCUGAAAUGGAAUCUCUGACUAGAGAUAGCAAACUUGUCUACCUAUGUGUUCCAAAUUGUUGGCCUAGCAGUUACCGAAGAACGGAAAGAUGAUCGAUCAUGAUUCAAGAUCAUAUUGAGAUAAUAUGAUUUAGCAUCUAAAGUUACCAGCUGUAAUAAACACGUCACCCUAUGAUAAAUUGUGUAGGCUACUGGUAUUACAACGGUAAUUUGGAGUUGAAGUGUAGUUGAUUGGUAUCAGUUGUAGAUAAUGGUUCUUUA